This is a messenger RNA of Sorex araneus (European shrew), 1796 nucleotides long. It is a transcript of the gene FLAD1, whose product is annotated as flavin adenine dinucleotide synthetase 1. The coding region runs from base 270 to 1742 and encodes 490 amino acids. Lineage: Eukaryota; Metazoa; Chordata; Mammalia; Eulipotyphla; Soricidae. Gene Ontology annotation, biological process: FAD biosynthetic process. The record is from RefSeq and is a predicted model, not a curated record. The transcript is spliced from 8 exons. Gene Ontology annotation, molecular function: FMN adenylyltransferase activity.
UGAUAGCCAAAUUAACCAAUUAAAGAGCGAUAGGCACGCGCCUAAGGCGGGACUCUGAGUACGGAAGCUGCCCUAGGACAUGAGGAAAGGCGAGAAGGAAAGACUCGGUGAAGGGGCCCGAGAGGCAGGUUCCUGGACCAUCGGCCCCCUGUUCGGGCUAUGGCCCCCAGUGUCCUGUAGACCUGGCGGGACUCCCAUUCUUGCGACCCCUAUCUUGGGGUCUGUGUGGCUACUGGAGGGCCCUGCAAAGGGCCAGAGAAAGCAGGACCAUGGCGUCUGGGGCCUCUGAUCCUCCCCAAAAGCACAACGUGACAGCGGGCAUCAUCAUUGUGGGAGAUGAAAUACUCAAGGGACACACUCAGGACACGAACACCUACUUCCUGUGCCGGACACUGCGCUCCCUGGGCGUCCAGGUUUGCCGAGUCUCCGUGGUGCCCGAUGAGGUGGCCACCAUCGCGGCCGAGGUGGCCGCUUUCUCCAGCCGCUUCACCCACGUGCUCACCGCAGGGGGCAUCGGUCCCACUCAUGACGACCUGACAUUUGAAGCAGUCGCCCAGGCCUUCGGGGAUGAGCUCCAGCCGCACCCGGAGCUGGAAGCCGCCAUCCAGGCGCUGGGUGGGCAGGGCUGGGAGAAGAUGUCACGGGUGCCCGCCUCAGCCCGUCUGCACUACGGCACCGACCCACACACGGGCCAGCGCUUCCGCUUCCCACUGGUGUCCGUCCGGAAUGUCUACCUCUUCCCGGGCAUCCCCCAGCUGCUGCGCCGCGUGCUGGAGGGCCUGAAGGGACUCUUCCAGAACACAGCCGUGCACUUCCACCUGCGCGAGCUCUACGUGGCGGCCAAUGAGGCCUCCAUCGCCCCCGUGCUGGCCCAGGCCCAGGCCCACUUUGGGCGCCGGCUGGGCAUAGGCUCGUACCCAGACUGGGCUAACAACUACUACCAGGUGAAACUCACCCUGGACUCAGAGGAGGAAGGGCCGCUGGAGGAGUGCUUGGCUUACCUGUGUGCCCGACUGCCCCCCGGCUCGCUGGUGCCCUACGUACCUCAUGCUGUGGAGCAGGCCAGUGAGGCCGUGUACAGACUCACCGAGUCAGGGUCUCCUCUUGGAGACAAGGUGGCCGGGGCCCUGCAGACCAUCGAGAUGGCCCUGACACGCUACAAGCUCAGCCAGCUCUGCGUGGGCUUCAACGGAGGCAAGGACUGCACCGCCCUACUACAUCUCUUCCAUGCGGCCGUGCAGAGGAGGCACCCCGAUGCUCCGGAGCCCCUCCAGAUCCUGUACAUCCGCAGCGUCUCACCCUUCCCCGAGCUGGAACAGUUCCUACAGGACACCAUCAAGAGGUACCACCUGCAGGUGCUGGAGGCUGAGGGCGACAUGAAGCAGGCCCUGAGCGAGCUGCAGGCGCGGCACCCGAAGCUGGAGGCAGUGCUCAUGGGCACACGGCGCACAGACCCCUACUCCCGCAGCCUGUGCGCCUUUAGCCCCACCGACCCCGGCUGGCCCAGCUUCAUGCGUGUCAACCCACUGCUGGACUGGACCUACAGGGACAUCUGGGACUUUCUGCGACAACUCUUUGUCCCCUACUGUAUCCUGUAUGACCGAGGGUACACGUCGCUGGGCAGCCGAGAGAACACCACGCGGAACCCAGCCCUGAAGUGCCUGAGCCCGGCGGGACAGCCUACCUACCGCCCGGCCUACCUCCUGGAAAACGAGGAUGAGGAGCGCAACUCGCGCAUGUGACCCGCAGCGGGCAGCCGGGCGGAGGGCCCAACAAUAAACAGCCUCUGCUGUGUG